AUGGUGGCAGAAGGGGGAUCUCGUUAUUGUUCCAAGAAGACUGAUGAUAUAUGUGGCGAUGAGCACUCAAUUCGAACCUUGAGCAUGUCGAGAUUAAAGUGUAUUAUACGUGGGCUGGAUAUAAAAGCCAGUCUCUUCCUUCUCAUGUUGGUCCCGACAUGCUUCUUUUUUAUAUACAUGCAUGGACAGAAGAUCACAUACUUCUUGAGGCCUUUAUGGGAAUCACCACCAAAGCCCUUCAAUGAAAUUCCUCAUUAUCAUCAUGAGAAUGUGUCUAUGGAGAAUCUUUGUAAACUCCAUGGUUGGGGAAUACGUGAGUAUCCAAGGCGUGUUUUUGAUGCAGUGUUGUUCAGUAGUGAGCUAGACCUCCUCAAGAUACGAUGGAAGGAAUUGUACCCUUAUGUUACAGAAUUUGUACUGCUUGAGUCAAAUUCAACUUUCACUGGACUGUCGAAACCUUUGGUCUUUGCUUCUAAUCGAGAACAAUUCAAAUUUGUGGAGUCACGAUUAACUUAUGGGAAAGUUCCAGGGAGAUUUAGGAAAGGAGAAAACCCAUUUAUUGAGGAAGCUUAUCAAAGACUUGCAUUGGAUUAUCUUCUUAAACAAGCUGGUAUUCAGGAUGAUGAUUUAUUGAUAAUGUCCGAUGUUGAUGAGAUACCGAGUAGACACACAAUUAACCUCUUGAGAUGGUGUGAUGACAUACCCUCAAUCCUACAUCUUCGGCUGAAGAACUAUUUGUAUUCAUUUGAGUUUCUUGUUGAUUAUAAUAGCUGGAGAGCUUCGGUUCACAGGUAUCAGUCUGGCAAGACGAGGUAUGCACAUUAUAGGCAGACGGAUCACAUUUUGGCUGAUGCAGGGUGGCAUUGCAGCUUUUGCUUCCGCCGAAUUAGUGAGUUCAUAUUUAAGAUGAAAGCAUACAGCCAUGUUGACCGUGUGAGGUUCUCUCAUUUUCUGAAUCCUAAAAGAGUCCAGAGAGUAAUCUGCACAGGGGCUGAUUUAUUUGACAUGCUGCCAGAAGAGUACAGUUUUAAGGAAAUCAUUGGAAAAAUGGGACCUAUUCCUCACUCUUAUUCAGCAGUUCAUCUCCCUGCAUAUCUUUUGGAGAACGCUGAUAAAUAUAAAUUUCUUUUGCCGGGAAAUUGCUUAAGAGAACGUGACUGA
Messenger RNA from Fraxinus pennsylvanica, 1161 nucleotides. The record is from the annotation of a GenBank genome assembly. Lineage: Eukaryota; Viridiplantae; Streptophyta; Magnoliopsida; Lamiales; Oleaceae.